CUGCAAACCCCCUCUCAGAUGACUACUGAUUACUUAUAUAAACAACCAGCAAACGAACACCAGUGAACUUAUAUUGUGUCUAGUGAGGAGUUUAUUUGCUGCGAAAUAACGUAAAUAUUAUAAAAAGAUGUGGAAAACUAACUUCUGAAAAUCUAUCACUUAAAAAAAAUAUAACCUGAAAAGUUUAUUGACAUAGUUCAUGUUUUUUCAAGAAGAUAUAAACAGUGUCUGUAUGAUAUUUGACACUUUCAAUUAUAAAUUAAAUAAUCAAUUUAUCCAGAAAGCUGAGAUCAGCUUUGAAAAAACAAAAAUAUUAACAAAGCGACAGCUAGAAGAACUGCUUUUUGAUAUUUGCACUGAUUGCUGUAAAAUGGCUGCUGUUCCACAAGGUGCAUUUGCAGUUUGUAAAUUUCAAGAAAGAAUGGAUCAUCAAGUUCUAUCAAUGAAAUCAAAAUUAAAUGAUGAUCGUGGCUAUAACAAUAACUCUGGUGGAUCAUUUAGAAAAAAUUUGUUUGAAGAAUGUGAACCAACUCCCAUGAAGUACAGCAGCAAGUUGAUGAACAGCAUUUGGGGUCUAUACAACCGUUAUUCUGUACAUAAUUUUAAAAAAAAUACAGAUGCUAAUGGAAAUAUCUUAACUGCAGCAUUGGGAAGUGUAUUAUUAUCAAAUACUUCCCCCAAUGCUGCUUCAACUACAUCUGUGACUGAAGUGACUGUGAAGCCCCAUGUUGGCUAACUGUUUCAUAUUCAAAGCAAUUUUUCAAUGUGAUACAUUUGUAUGAAAUAAUUUUUCAUAUCGUUUUUUAUUAAUUUUUUCUUAGAAUAAAUUUAUAAUAAAAUGAAA
Messenger RNA from Chelonus insularis, 844 nucleotides. RefSeq lists its product as uncharacterized. Lineage: Eukaryota; Metazoa; Arthropoda; Insecta; Hymenoptera; Braconidae. The transcript is spliced from 3 exons. The record is from RefSeq and is a predicted model, not a curated record. Bases 200 to 736 code for a protein of 178 amino acids.